AUGCAAUUGAAAGUACCAUUCGAAUACGAAUCCGAAACCAAAGACUUCGACUUUGAAAAAUACUACUAUUAUUUUGUAAAAACCAAUCCAAAUUUAUAUUAUGGCGAUAAAGAUGCUUUAAAUCUCAUUAAAAAAUACUCAGUAAUAAGCAAGUAUGAAUAUCUUCAUCCAUCAUCAUUCGAUUCUAGUAGUCAUUAUGUUCGGGCCUUAAAGGAUGAAGUUUUUGCAGACAAAUUAGGAAGUGUCUUUAAAAGUUUUAAUUAUGCUUCUGUGGGUGUUAUAUUCAUUAAACUAGUCAAAUUAUUAAAUCCAGACGGGGAGGAUAAAAAUGGGGAAUAA
Dentiscutata erythropus is the source of this 339-nucleotide messenger RNA. NCBI's taxonomy places the organism in Eukaryota, Fungi, Glomeromycota, Glomeromycetes, Diversisporales, Gigasporaceae. The record is from the annotation of a GenBank genome assembly.